AUGAUUGAUCGUUUUAUUAAUCUGCGAGAUCUAGUCGAAGAAAUUUUUUACAAAAGAGAUAUAAAUGGUUUAACAACAGCUCAACAAGUAGAAAUUCGUGCACUUUUUAUUAGUCAUGACGAUUGGGAUGUGUUGGUUGCUAUUCACGAUUGUCUUAAACCAUUCGAAAAAGCAACAACUAUGCUAUCAGGACAAUAUCCAACACAAUCUUUGGCUUACUUUUCGUUGGAGGUGAUCAAAGCUGGUGUUCAAAAACCAUCCUAUCCAUCACAUUACCAUACACUGGCACAUGAAAGUUUAAGAUUGGAGUAUCAGUAUUAUCUUGAUGAAUUUAUUCCCGAUGAACAAAAAGAUUGUAUGAAGGUGAGUAAAGCUACUUGUACCUUUUAA
Molecule: messenger RNA, 390 nt
Organism: Rotaria sp. Silwood2
Lineage: Eukaryota; Metazoa; Rotifera; Eurotatoria; Philodinida; Philodinidae
Source: the annotation of a GenBank genome assembly